UAUGAUAUAUAUAUAUCUAAGAUGGACCCCUCUUGCUUCUAAUUCCAGAUAGAUAGUAUAUACCUCCAGUAUUUCAAGUAUCCCAAACUAUUCUUCCAAGAAUUCUCUCUGGGCUAUAUAUCCUUUUACCUCAGUUAGCCAGACAUCCAGCAGCAGCAGUACCAUGAAUGCAAAUUGGUCUCUUUUGGAUGGUGCUGUGCAUAAUUCUGCAAGUCAGUGUAGUUUCAGUUUUUGUUCACAGGAAACGCCAUGCACUUCAAUGCUAUCUGUCAAUUCUCCUUUUUCUGCUCAAACACAAACCAAUCAAGUAACUGGAUUUGCUUCUACCCAAUCAAAUGCCACUUCUCAUUUCCCUUUGGUUCAUUCCAAUAUGUUCUCUGCUCAAACUCAACACAGUGGAGUAACACCAUUUUCUCCGUUUUCUAGCCGAUCAAAUGCCAAUUCUCCUGCUUUCAAAAAACAAAAAAAUGCCAAUUCUCCUUUCCCUUCUGUUCAUUCAAAUCCCUUUAUUUCACCUCAAACUCAAAGCACUGCAGCAACUAAACUUUCACCAUUUGCACCAUUUUCCGGCCAUUCAAACACAAAUUCUCCUUUCCAAUAUGUUUUCUCAUCAAAUGCGUUUUCUGGUCAGACUCAAAGCAGUGGAGUAACCGGAUUUGCACCAUUUUCCAGCCAAUCAAACACAAAUUCUCCUUUCCCAUCAGUUUCUUCAAAUGCGUUUUCUGGUCAGACUAAUAGCAGUGGACUAACUGGAUUUGCACCAUUUUGUAGCCAAUCAAAUGCCAAUUCUUAUCUCUCAAAUUAUUCAAAUCCAUUCACCUCUCAAUCUCGGAGCUUUAACUCAACUCUGUCAACAACAAUCCCCAUAUCUGGAAGUAGAGUAGCACCUUAUGCUUCUGCUAAAGAACCAGAAGGGAAUUUUCAUUCCAUUUCUAGCAUGCCGGUUUACACGAGUAAAAGCCAUGAAGAACUGAGGUUUGAGGACUAUUCUCUUUGCAAUAAAGCUCCAUUACCUGUGUCAGCAUGGUCUCCUUUGGGUGGUGCACAGGCAACCCCAUUCACUUCAAUGCCAUCUGUCAAUUCUCCUUUUUCUGCUCAAACACAAACCAAUCAAGUAACUGGAUUUGCUUCUACCCAAUCAAAUGCCACUUCUCAUUUCCCUUUGGUUCAUUCCAAUAUGUUCUCUGCUCAAACUCAACACAGUGGAGUAACACCAUUUUCUCCGUUUUCUAGCCGAUCAAAUGCCAAUUCUCCUGCUUUCAAAAAACAAAAAAAUGCCAAUUCUCCUUUCCCUUCUGUUCAUUCAAAUCCCUUUAUUUCACCUCAAACUCAAAGCACUGCAGCAACUAAACUUUCACCAUUUGCACCAUUUUCCGGCCAUUCAAACACAAAUUCUCCUUUCCAAUAUGUUUUCUCAUCAAAUGCGUUUUCUGGUCAGACUCAAAGCAGUGGAGUAACCGGAUUUGCACCAUUUUCCAGCCAAUCAAACACAAAUUCUCCUUUCCCAUCAGUUUCUUCAAAUGCGUUUUCUGGUCAGACUAAUAGCAGUGGACUAACUGGAUUUGCACCAUUUUGUAGCCAAUCAAAUGCCAAUUCUUAUCUCUCAAAUUAUUCAAAUCCAUUCACCUCUCAAUCUCGGAGCUUUAACUCAACUCUGUCAACAACAAUCCCCAUAUCUGGAAGUAGAGUAGCACCUUAUGCUUCUGCUAAAGAACCAGAAGGGAAUUUUCAUUCCAUUUCUAGCAUGCCGGUUUACACGAGUAAAAGCCAUGAAGAACUGAGGUUUGAGGACUAUUCUCUUUGCAAUAAAGCUCCAUUACCUGUGUCAGCAUGGUCUCCUUUGGGUGGUGCACAGGCAACCCCAUUCACUUCAAUGCCAUCUGUCAAUUCUCCUUUUUCUGCUCAAACACCUUAUGCUUCUACUAAAGAACCAGAAGGGAAUUUUCAUUCCAUUUCUAGCAUGCCGGUUUACACAAGUAAAAGCCAUGAAGAACUGAGGUUUGAGGACUAUUCUCUUUCCAUAAAAGAUGGACAGUGUGCCACAACACAAACUGGAAAUGGAUUCCAGUUAAAUAAUUCCUUUUAUCCUUCUCUAUUCCCCUCUGUGAAGCCAACACAAACGGGUUUUAUUUCACCAGAAAAUACUCAAUCAAUUCCCUCAAAUUCACCUGGAUUGUUCACACCUUCUACUUCAGCAACAACACAGGAGAAUACUUUUGCAUCUUCAUCUGCUUUUGAUUUUCCCAAAUCACCAAAUAUUGCUCCACCAUUACCAUCCUUUGUUUCCAACUCAAGUGUAUCUCAAGUUUCAACUACUGAAUCGACCUUGUGCUCAAAUUGCAAUCACGCCAAAACUCAGUCACUCCAGCCAGGUUUAGUUGGACCAAGUACUAACCUUUCUCCCAAUCAACUGAAGCCAUCAAGCAUUCAACAGACUGUGCAGGAACUUGGGAAGGAUGAUGCAGUACCGGUGUCUUCUAGCCAUCCGGGAUCAGUGAUUUCGGUUCAAUAUGGAAUUUCUUCUUUAUCUGUUUCUGACAAGGCAGCUCCCACACGAAGAAGAUCCUUGCUCAUAGUUCGACAUCCUUCUUUGAAUCGAACUAAGAUGUUAUGUCCAAGAUACAGUCUUGAUAGCAAUGCUUCAAGGGUUCCUUUUUUCAUGGCUGGUGAGGAAAAGGCAACAGAAGGAGUUGCAAAGACAAAUUCUGCUAUAUUUCCAAGAGAAAAUCCCAGGUCUUGGAUUCAUCCUCCAACUAAAGAGUCUCCCCAAAGUCAUAAUCCAAACACAUUGCCUGAGAUGGAACAUACAUCUAUCAAUGUGUAUGGGAAUGGUAAUGUCACACUACAAGUGCAUCGGGCCAAAGAGAAGCAAACCGAUACUAGUGAGGGUGUGAUCAACUAUAAACAUGACACUAUUGAUGUUGAUGGCAUAAUGCCAAAGUUAAAGAACGACGACUACUACACAGAACCGUCAAUACAAGAAUUGGCAGCAAGGGAAAAGGAAGAGCCGGGGUUCUGCCACCGCGUUAAAGAUUUUGUGGUCGGAAGGCGAGGCUUUGGUUCCAUCAAGUUUACAGGAGAGACAGAUGUUGAAGGGCUUGAACUUGAUUCUCUAGUCCAAUUCAACUAUCAUGAGGUGGUUGUGUACAUGGAUGAUAGCAAGAAACCUGAAGUGAGAGAAGGCCUGAACAAGCCUGCUGAGGUGACACUUCUUAAUGUUAAGUGCAUCAACAAGAAGACAGGUGAGGAGUAUAAAGAUGGGCAUUUGGUUGACAAGUACAAGAAUCUGCUCAUCAGAAAGUCAGCAGAGCAAGGUGCAGAAUUUGUGUCUUAUGAUCCGGUGAAAGGGGAGUGGAAAUUCAAGGUCAUGCACUUUUGACCUUUCCAAGUUUAGGGUAUAGGGUAUGUACUUAGGGCUGUUAACGAACCGAACAUAAACGAACGGAGGCUGUUCGUGUUCGUUUAUUAAGGAUUUUGGGGUGUUCGUGUUCGUGUUCGUUUGUUAAGGUUUUUGAAAAUCCUGUUCA
This is a messenger RNA of Ipomoea triloba (trilobed morning glory), 3527 nucleotides long. RefSeq names its product nuclear pore complex protein NUP98A-like. The coding region runs from base 164 to 3379 and encodes 1071 amino acids. Gene Ontology annotation, molecular function: structural constituent of nuclear pore. Gene Ontology annotation, biological process: RNA export from nucleus; post-transcriptional tethering of RNA polymerase II gene DNA at nuclear periphery; protein import into nucleus. Lineage: Eukaryota; Viridiplantae; Streptophyta; Magnoliopsida; Solanales; Convolvulaceae. Gene Ontology annotation, cellular component: nuclear pore; nuclear pore cytoplasmic filaments. The record is from RefSeq and is a predicted model, not a curated record. The transcript has 11 exons.